This is a messenger RNA of Oreochromis aureus, 6024 nucleotides long. Its product is annotated as protein phosphatase 1H-like. Gene Ontology annotation, molecular function: protein serine/threonine phosphatase activity. Gene Ontology annotation, biological process: protein dephosphorylation. The record is from RefSeq and is a predicted model, not a curated record. The coding region runs from base 460 to 2040 and encodes 526 amino acids. The transcript has 10 exons. Lineage: Eukaryota; Metazoa; Chordata; Actinopteri; Cichliformes; Cichlidae.
UGUGUGUGUGUGUAGAUAGAUAGAUAGAUAGAUAGAUAGAUAGAUAGAUAGAUUUCAUCCAUAUAUGGUGGGUAUAUAGGUAACCAUGGUGUCUGUCCGUACUGUUUUUUUCAGUGUGCAUCAAUGGAUGCGUCACAUGACCAUUAAUCUUCAGUGCAUUUCCGCUUUCACGGCGGCCGAGCUGUUAUCAAUUGCUCUCCAUGGAGGCGUGGAGGAUUUUAGUUGAAGCAUCUCUGCUGUUUCCACCAUCCUCUCCUCCGGAUGUGUCUCUUGUUUCCGCACUGAAUCAAUGAAAGCGUAAUCAUCCUCGGAUUGCCUCAUCCUCCUCCUCCUCCUCCUCGUCUUCUUCGUCCAGCCCUUCGUCGAUCAAGCGCGGCCGAGCUGGGGGGGAAUCCGGGGAAAGGUAGCCGCGGCGCCCCGCACCGGCCGACGGACACCCCGCCGCGACGCGCCACUAACAUGCUCACCCGUGUAAAGUCCGCCGUGGCCGGUUUCAUGGGGGGAAUCAUGGCCGGGGGUAGCUCCGGGUCAGGCGGCAAUACCGGAUCCGAGCUGCCGCUGAAAUUCCCAUAUAUGAGACCUGAUUUCCUUGGACUGUCCCCGGAUGAGAUCGAGUGCUCUGCUGAUCACAUAGCUCGGCCCAUCCUCAUCCUGAAGGAAACCAGGAGAUUACCGUGGGCCACCGGAUACGCUGAGGUUAUUAAUGCUGGUAAGAGUGCGCUGAAUGAGGACCAGGCCUGCUGUGAGGUGGUAGUAGCAAGAAGGAGGCCAAUGAGCUACUGCCCUCCCUCCACACCCACCAAGACCCCCACCGCCAAGAGACGCAAUUCCUUGCCCAACGGAGAGGGCCUAGGGCUCCGUAUGGAGCACAGCACACUAGGAGAGGAAAGCGAAGGACUCGUGUUUCACUACUGGGCUUUGUUCGACGGUCACGCAGGUUCAGGUGCGGCAGUUGUCGCCUCCCGCUUGCUACAGCACCACAUCGCCUGCCAGCUUCAGGCCGUCAUAGAGAUUUUGCGCAACUUGGCAUCUCCACCCCCCACCGUGCUGGGCGAGGAGCCAGACUGUAAUCCCUACCUCCAGGGAAACACUCCUCACCGUGCCCUGACCCGGGCUGCUUCCCUGCGCGGGGCCACAGGUGCACCAGGCUCCUCUUGUAGCACCCCGCCUCCACCACGCUUUUUUACUGAGAAGAAGAUCCAGCACGAGAGCCUGGUGAUUGGAGCCAUAGAGAACGCCUUCAAAGAGAUGGACGCCCAGCUCGAGAGGGAGAAGCAGGUUUUUAACAUCACAGGAGGAUGCACGGCUCUCACUGUGGUUUACCUCCUAGGAAAGCUUUUUGUUGGGAACGCAGGUGACAGCAGGGCUAUCAUUAUUAGAAACAAUGAGAUCAUUCCCAUGUCGACAGAGUUCACACCAGAGUCAGAACGACAGCGACUCCAGUUCCUGGGUUUCAUGCAGCCUCACCUGUUAGGAAAUGAGUUCACGCACCUGGAGUUCCCCCGGAGAGUUCAGAGGAAGGAGGUGGGCAAGAGGAUGCUCUACAGAGACUUCACCAUGAACGGAUGGGCUUACAAGACGAUCGAGGAUGAGGAUCUCAAGUUUCCUCUUAUAUACGGUGAAGGGAAAAAGGCGCGGGUGUUGGCCACCAUCGGUGUGACGCGCGGACUCGGUGACCACGACCUCAAAGUUCAUGACUCCAACAUCUUUAUCAAGCCGUUCCUGUCCUGUUGCCCUGAGGUGAAGGUGUAUAACCUGACACAUUAUGAACACGGAGCUGAUGAUGUGCUCGUGAUGGGAACUGAUGGCCUCUGGGAUGUCCUUUCCAACCAGGAGGUGGCUGAAGCCGUCACCACCUUUCUAGCUAACUGCGACCCUGACGACUUGCACAGGUAUACAAUGGCAGCACAGGAUUUGGUGAUGCGAGCACGAGGUAUUCUGAGAGACAGAGGCUGGAGGAUCACCAAUGAACGUCUGGGCUCCGGAGACGACAUCUCAGUCUUCAUCAUACCUCUCAUGUACGGCAACCGCCAGCCCUGAGGAGCAUUCCAGCGAUGCUAUGGUUCAGUGAUGAGAAGGGCCUGUAGACUCAGCAGGAUUGAUUAGUCCUGAACUCAGAGUCCCCUUUUAGUUUUCUUAUUUAUUUGCUUCCUUAGAAGAAGGUGGAACAUUAAUUUGUUGGUGCUUCAUUUCUCUAUGGGAGUUCAGGAUUGAUCGGCUCAGGGGAACUACAGUCAGCAUCGCCAUGUUAGUUUAUUAAGACUCCACAGUCAUGAAAGCUUAAACCGUAGAUAAUUUUAAGUCACUAAAUCAUGUCAUGAAUAAACAAUGUCAAGAAAUAACUUGCCUGGCAAAACUCAAAUAAGCAAAUGCUUUUCCGAAGUGAAGAAGAGCUUUCUCGCUCUUUCCCUCCCUCCUCUUACCUCUUGUGCUAUACAAUUCUGGGCUCCUCCUCCUACUAUUCCCCUCUCUUUAGUUGAUCCUUCCUUCUCUUGUAGGCUAUUGUAUAUUUAACUUGUUUAUAUAUAUAUUUAAAAAAAAAGAAUACCUCCUUUGUCUUGUGAAAAUGGACCACGCUGACAUGUCAGCUGCAUUUUCCGUUUUGCCACAGUGUGGCUUUAAAGGACUCACUUGCUGAAGAACUGUUUCAAGUUUGCCGAAGAAAUUAAAGAAGUGUUGAUAUGGGCACAGAACAAGAGGUUUCCACAUUUCCAAAAAAGUCAUUAGAGGAUCUUAGCCUUUAUCGAUCGAGAGUUGAGACAGAAGGUCUGAUGUGGUUUAUGAACAAACAAACACAUCUGCACAGCAAAAAAUAAAAAGUUCACUGUGACAAGUCAUUUAAUCCAGUAACAAGUCGCCAUGUUUUACUAAAUGUUUUAUUAAAUGAUUUUCUUUUAGAUAUAUUCUUAGAUAUUUAGACUUUUGUUAUUUUGUUUCUCCUCUCUAGCCAUUAAAUAUGAAGCUAAAAAUCAUAGUUCAGCUUAACGAAGGAUAAGAAAUACUUUGGGUGGGGACCAAAAUGCAACCAAACUUAUUGUGACCGUAUGUAAUAAGUUAAUGAUCUUCUUACCUUUAAAAUUGUUGCUUUGAGGAUGGGGACAGCAUCUGUGACCACUAGCAAUCAGCCAUUUUCUUGACUUUGAAUCAUCAAGAUAUUGAUGAACCGCCAAUGAGAAGGAUUCAGUCUGCCAUCAGAUUGAAUUGGUGCAAGUUGGGAAUUAUGUGUGCAGUCUUUGAUAAAACCUGUUGGAAAUUUGUUGCUGUCAACAUGCAACAUAUACAUGAACUACUUGCAUUGAGAAAUUCCUCCAUAAAUAGCGGCGCAGUUGCUGCAGGACAGCGAUGUAACUGCAAAAUAACAUAGCAGGUUUACCUCUAUCUUACUUGCCUCCGAGUGGUCAAUUGGUUGCCGCCACUUGCAAUUACCAGGCUACUAUCCAUCUUUUUUUUCUCUCCUAGUCGCAGUGAGGUUGCCGUCCUAUUUUUACUCUAGCGUGGCUAAACCAUAAGUCGUAAGUGGUUUCUAUCUACUGAUUUGGAAAAUAAACAUUUUUUAAUAUAAUUUAAAAACCUUAAAUUUUUAAAUUUGGGAUUUGGUUUGAUUUCUCUUAAGGUUAUAAAUAACUGGUUUAACAUGAGAUUAAAUGACUUGUACACCGGUGCAUUUGCACUUUAGGCCAACCCAUAUAACUCACUGAAGACCCAUGGUACGAUGAAGAAGCAAAUAUUCCCUGCAGCAGGGACGAUUGAAUAUAAUUCAUAACUGUAGUUUUAAAAAGAAAAAUCAUGAAGUACAAUCAAGGUUGAAUCUGAAAGCUUUUGUUUUGUUUUGGGGUUUUUUGCAUGUGUCUUGCUUUAGAUGCUUCAUCAAAAUACAGAUGAUGUUGCCUUCAGGGGGACGGGUUUGGGUGAAAUGUGUUACCGUGAGUGGAUGUAGUGGACUGUGUGUCAGUGCAUGCUGUAGCAUAAUGUAGGCCUGGGAUUAUGAGCAAUGGUGCGAUGGUUUGAAUUACUGUUUGAUUUAUAUAGACUAAAUGGGAACUGGUGACAAUGUUAUUUGUUAAUGUGCAACAAUCAUGCAUAUAUUAUUGAUUAUAUAUUAUUCCAGACAUUUGGCAUAAGACCCAAAGGAUGAGAACAGCCACGAAGAAAGGGAACAAAAUGAAACAAUACCAAUGGCUAUAUAGGAAACCAAAUCAUUUUUUCUUUUUUCCAUAUUUCUUUCUUGUUUUUUAGUUUUAGGAAGUAGCAGAAGAAAUGAAGUAGUUUGUGAUUUAGAAACUUUAAAGUUAUCUCAAAAUUUUAGGUUUUUAAUCUCAAAAUUUUUAUUUGUAUGUAGAAAAUUGAAAUUUUGAGAUACCUAACUUGAAAUUUAGAAUAAUUUUGAUGAAAUUUUGACAAACUAACCAAAAAUUUUGACUUGCAUAUAGGGGGGAAAAAAGUGGUGGAAAAACUGACUUAUGUUUCACUCCAAGCUGUUGAGGCGAACAAACAAAUGUGUUUUAGAAGACUUUGAAAAAUUAAACAUCAUCUUAAAUAAAUAAUUUAUCUUCACCGUAAUUGAUGUGUGCGGUUUUGGAAUUAAACCGGUGUAUUUAAAAGUUGACUGCAAAGCUGGAAAAUGUAAUAAGAGGGUGACAAGUAUAAAGAAGUCAUUUGUUAAUAAGUAAUGUCCUGAAUGAUGUUAGAUAAUUGAGCUGGAUGAGAAGAAUAUUGGUUAUUCCUGUGUGUAUGGUGCAUAUGAAACUACAGCUAGCAGCUAUCUAGCUUUAUUUAGCACUGAGACUAGAAAAUCAAAUGCUGCUGAUCUUUACUGAUACUAUAUUUUAUUAUUUUGAUCUGUAAAAAAGUCAGAGUAUAAAAAUUCCAGUUUUGCUUUUUCUUUUUUUUUUAACAUAUUAAAAGUUGAGAUCUGUCUUUACACGUCAAUUUCUGGCCUAGCUGUUUCUAUGCUACACUAAGCUAAGUUAAGCUAAUAGUCUCCUAGCUGUAUCUUUAAGAUUUUCUCGUGGGAACUGGGUGUGGUAUUGAAACAUCGCACUUCAUUCUUCCUCAGACUACAUACAUGCAAAUUACUCAAAAUUAUUUUGUGUCACCAUACAUGUACGCAUGCUAUUUGUCAUGCUAUCUUGCACAGUGUUUGCAGCUGAUGACAAUUAUCUACCUUUUCCUCCAAGAAGCAGUCAUUGAUGUUUACCUGAACUUUGCAUGGUGCAUUUUCCCCUCUUAUACAUUCCAUUAACGAAAUAUUUCAAUGUUAAAUUAUGUAUUGAUGAAAGAAAAACCUUUCUAAUCAGUGGUUAUUUUCCUUCAUACUUUACUUUUCGACUUAAAUGUUUUUGAUGCUACCAGAUCUUCAGCAUCUGAUGUGUGCAUCAGUAUGUGUUUUGAAUGUUCAUCCUUCUACCUGUGCUCUAUGCUCUUUAUUAUUGUCAUUAAGCCUUUUUCUCUUAAACGAAUGUGGAAACUUGAGUAUAUAUUUUAUUUUUCUCAUCCUAUUGUACCACCCAACUACUGCACAUCAACUCAGGUUCAACUGUCAUGUGUCGAUAACGACCUGUUGAGAGUGAUUUUCUAAAGACAGGGAGUGCUCUGUGAUGGUCUUGGUUCCACUGCAUUUGUAAAUAUGUGGGAGUGCAUUGGUGUGUACAGGAAGCUCUUAGACUUGAUCAGCUUAGUCCCUUCAGCCAACUGUGGGUCUCGCUUUCUGAACUUGCUGUAUUGUGAACCUUGUCAUUGCUGUUGUUUUUUUUCUACCUAACACUACUAAUGGUUAUAGAAAGAUGCAAAGAGCUGAUUUCUUUUUUCUGUAGCAAAGAGGAAUUUUGAAGCCCAGUGGAAAACCAUUCUAAGUGACCAUUGUGCUACCCUCAAACUCUGUUUGUGAAUGUGAACUGCACAUUUUAUAUAACGUGAAAAUAACUUAUGAGGUCAAAAAGAAAUAUUUUUAAUGUUUCCUUGUGCAACUCUUGGACUUUUGGGGGGGAGUGAUGUUUACCUGCAGUGUUUCUUUUCCAGAAAUAA